GAUUCGCAAUGUUGCAUCUUACACCGCCAGGCGGCGUUCAGGUAACAAAAUGCCGCGGUACGAAGGUUAUGUCGUUGCUGCUGAUAAAUAUCCAAUAAUUCUCGAUAUUGGAAGUGCCUACACGAAAUGUGGAUUUGCAAGAGAAACCGGUCCCCGAUGGAUUAUAUCAUCCGAAGUUAAAAAUUCUCAAACUGGGAAGGUGACAAAAUUGUGGGAUUACAAGAGUCCCGAAGAAUUGUACUUACUCUUCAAGGAAUUCCUCCAACAAAUGUAUUUCAAAUACGUAGUUGCUAAUCCUAAAGAAAGAAGGGUUGUAAUUGUGGAAUCCGUAGUUUGUCCAACAGUUUUUAGAGAAACGUUAGCUAAAGUUCUCUUCCAUCACUUUGAGAUUCCUUCUCUGAUCUUUGUGCCUGCCCAUUUGAUGAGCCUUUUUACGCUAGGGAUCACCACUGCUCUUAUACUCGACGUCGGCUACAAUGAAACAGCCGUACUUCCGGUCUAUGAAGGCGUGACAUUGUUACGCGCAUGGCAAGGCUUGCCAUUAGGUGGUCAUGCUAUUCACAGGAGAAUCGAAUUAGGAUUAAUGGAGAACGGAAAGAUAAAGGUUAAAGGCUUGGACGAAGUUCCUUUGACUACCGUGUUAACAGAACCUUUAAAAGAAUCUGUAUUUGAAGAUAUCAAAGUUCGAACGUGCUUUGUAACAACAUUGGAACGAGGUCAAAAGAUUCAAGAACACGAAGCCAGUAAAAAACUUUCUUCGCCUGUUAGCGUCGAGUUACCAAUCCCGCCUCACGAUAUUCAAUAUCCGUUAGACGGGGAGAGAAUUCUAACCAUUCCCGGAUACAUAAGAGAAUGGGCUGCUGAAAUGUUGUUCGAGCAAGAUGGCGAGGAACAAAAUGUUGCAACUAUAAUAUUGGAUUCUAUUUUAAAAUGUCCGACGGAUGUACGAGUGGCACUGGCCGAAAAUAUCAUUGUGAUGGGAGGUACGGCAAUGUUACCGGGGUUCAAACAUCGUCUGAUGACGGAAAUUAAACUACUUUUGACGCAGAAAAGAUACGCUAAUUUGCCCAUCAAAAGUAUAAAAUUUCAUAACCCUCCCUGUAAAGAAAAUUACACGGCUUGGCUCGGAGCCGCUAUAUUUGGAGCAACUGAUGCGAUAUCCAAGCGUUCCAUAAGCAGGGAGCAAUUCAACCAGCACGGGAUACCCGACUGGUCCGAUCACAACUGGGAUUCCAGCGGAAAAUCCUUAGCCUAGAAAAAUGACCACAACGAAUUUAUAUACAUGGAUUUUUUUAAUGUUUUUGUUAAUUUAUUAUUGCUAAUAAGCUUUAAAUAUUAUUGGUUAUAUACAAUAAAAUAUUUGUUCGU
Molecule: messenger RNA, 1368 nt
Organism: Centruroides sculpturatus (bark scorpion)
Lineage: Eukaryota; Metazoa; Arthropoda; Arachnida; Scorpiones; Buthidae
Product: actin-related protein 10-like
Exons: 13
Coding region: 50-1255 (401 amino acids)
Biological process (GO): retrograde axonal transport of mitochondrion
Source: RefSeq, a predicted model, not a curated record